Sarcophilus harrisii (Tasmanian devil) is the source of this 3636-nucleotide messenger RNA. It is a transcript of the gene PRRT1B, whose product is annotated as proline rich transmembrane protein 1B. The transcript is spliced from 4 exons. Gene Ontology annotation, cellular component: membrane. Bases 1349 to 2188 code for a protein of 279 amino acids. The record is from RefSeq and is a predicted model, not a curated record. NCBI's taxonomy places the organism in Eukaryota, Metazoa, Chordata, Mammalia, Dasyuromorphia, Dasyuridae.
GGCUUUUAAACAAAACAAAACAAAACAAAAAAAGGGAAGGGGAAGUAGAAUAGAAGGUGAAUGAUGAGUGGGGCAAAGGAAAGAUGCAAUUUCAAGGCUUCACUUGAAAUUAUUGAACAUUCUUUACAAAAGUACUAGAAAAAAAUGUCGAAAGUAGACAAAAUGCUUUAGGAAAAAUGUGAGGUUCAUAUAGAGACCAUAAAGACCACCCACCUUACUUUAGGGCGCAUUAAAACUGGCAAACCAUUUUACUUAUCUUAAUUCAUUAGAUUCUCACACAACCUUGUGAGAUAGUUGUUGUCGUUAUCCCCACUUUACAGAUGGGGAAACUGAGGCACAAGGAAGAUUAACUGAAUUUGAACUCGUUUCUUCCUCAUGCUAAGUUCAGCAUUCUAUCCCUCUUGUCACCUACUUGCCCAAAGCCACAGAGAUACCAAGUAUCAAAGUCAGGUACAAAUCCAAGCUAACAACAAUGAUUGUUAUUACCCUAUUUUAUAAAGGAGAAAACUGAGGCUCAAAGAGGUUGUAACUUGUUUGAGGUCAAGAGGAGGACUCCCCAACCUUUCAGCCUGGAUUUUCUCCUCUUCCCUCGCCACCUCCUUCUAGCUUUCUCUCUGUCUUCUUCCCCAUUCCUUUGAUGCACUGCUGGAAACUAGGCAGUUUUUUAUUUUCAAAAACUGCUUCAUUUCAGUAAGCAUUUAGGAAGUACCAAACAUAUACCUCAAAUCAAUUGAACUCCAGCAAGAGGUGCAACAUGAUUAAGCACCAACUGUAUAUCUAGCGUCUGAGUGGCAAGCCUAAUUGCACUCUUUGGCGGCCCCCGAAUGAGCUCCUGACCCCGCCUUUCCCGGCUGCCCAGAAGACCAAAAGGGUGAUGGAAACCUCAGAAGGGCCUUGCCCUUCCUUGGGCGCCACCAGCCAGUAAGUGGCACCACUAUAAGCCGUCACCUGGGGACCCUCCGCAGCCCGGUGGAGCAUGAUUUGGCUGCUGUGACUGUUUGCAGAUCAAAGGUUAGAGGCAAUGCUUCCCCUGGCCGGCCCCAGGGGGAGCUGUCAGUCUCUGGCCAGUUCCCACCAGGCAGGGCCCCGCAGCUUUGCUAGGCACUGCCAUCCAGCAGAGAGGGGUCCCUAGGCAUGGAAAAAACUGCUACAGAAGGGCCCCGGAAUGAGGAGCUCCUUGUUGACACAGCCAGCUGCAAGCAAGCCUGUCAAUUAUUAACCAAGCGCAGUUGGGCAACAGGAAACUGGAACCCAGUAAGGAAAGAAGAGUCUCAGGGAGGGACCAUCACUGCUCCGACAACUGAGCAGGAGCCUGCUGCGGGUUCUGGGCGCCGGGACCACCCAGACCAUGGAGCCAGGUCCGGAAGCAGGAGACAGCAGCGCGGCGCCUUCCUCAGAAACGGGCCCCGGCCGCAAGCUCCCGGACCCCCGGGGGGCCGCGGGCGCCGCAGCAGAGGCCCUGGGGGAGGGCAGCGCGCCCGGGCCCGGCGGGGAGAGCGGCGAGCCCGCGGCAGAGCCCCCGCCACUGCCCAGCCCGGGCCCCCGGAGCGAUGGCGCGGCCUCGUCCUUCCCGAGCCCUCCGCGGCCCAGCCCUGCUGAUGAGAACAGGCCCAAGUGCGCCACGGGCAUCGGCUUCGUGGGGGAGCCCCCGCCGUAUAGCCCUCCCGACCCCAAGGCUGUCCACGUGCUCUACCCCCCCUUCCCGUCGGGCUUCUCGGGGCAAAUGCCCCUCCUGUAUCCGCCGGGGCCCCCGCCACAGCCGCUGUACCCGCCGGCGCCGGCAGCCACGCCUCUGUACCCGGCGGGACCCUCGCCAACGCCCCUCUACCCACCGGCGCCUUCGCCCCCGCCGCUGUUCCCGGCAUCGAGCCUGCCCUCGGGAGCCUUCCCCUACACCAUUUACAACAACCCCAUGAACGGCGUGGCGGCCGGCCCGGACCGGAGGCCCCUGCCUAAAGAUUACAUGGUGGAGUCUGUGUUGGUGACUCUCUUCUGCUGCCUGAUCACUGGGGUCAUCGCCAUUGUCUACUCGCAUGAGACCCGGGCGGCCCUGAGCCGUGGAGACCUCGCUCAGGCCGAGCAGGCGUCCAAGAAAGCCCGCUCCUUGGUGCUCUUCAGUCUGCUCUUUGGGGUCUUCGUGUCUACCAGCUGGGUCAUCUACGUCAUCGUGGCCCUCUACAUUCCCUGAGGGACCCAGUGGGGGCUUUCUCCCCCUGAGGCUCAGGGCAGUGCCCACCGUGCUUCCCCAGACGCCCAAGCUGCUCUGCUCGGGCAGACUCUUUCCCCUCUCCCGCCUGCCCUCUAGGCAGAGAGCAGGGUCUACAGCGCUGCUCCUCUGCUGCCCACCUGCUGCAGUGCCCCCCGACUGCUGUGGGGAAGCCAGUCCUGCAGCCGAACUCCCCAGGGCCCCGCGUGGCACUGCCCCUUGGCCUGGGGCUCCACCUGAGCUGGGGCACGAGUCCUCCAUGGACUGCCGUGGAACCCCUGCCUAGGGCCAGUCCCUGAGAGACAGAGACAGAGGUGUUCUUACCCGGCAUCUCUCCCAGAGGACAAACCCUUCAUCCAAGGACUGCAAAGCCUGAGAAUUCCUCCCCAGUUCCUUCAUCCCUUUCUCCAAGGAGGGCCCAGGGCAGAGUCAGUCAGUAUUGUAUCAGAGAUGAGCUCAUCUGUGUCCCUGGGCUUCCAUGUUUCCUCUUCUCUCCCCUUUGACCUUUGGCCUUGCUCUCUGCCCCCUUCGUGUUCCCCCCAUCCCAGAGCCAUGGUUUUCACAGUGAAUCCCCUAAACCUUAACUUCCUGAAAUCAGGUAAGUAUGUUUGGUCAAUAAACUAAAAUACUGAGCAAAAUGCUGUACGUGUGGAUAAGGUGCUGGUUGGACUCGAUUGCUUUGGGCGUCGUCCUCUGCCAGACUUAGUCAAGCACCUGGCUUAUGGGCUGCCUCCACCUGCAAUACUCCUGAGGGUGGUUCAAGCCAGAUUAAAAUGUAACUGGGAAAUAUUUAAUAAAUAAAAAUACAAUAAAAAAUAGUAUUUUAAAAAUAAGUCAACAUGCGGCCUAAAAGGACCCUUAUGCAUAGGUUGUUCCUGAGUUUAACACAAAGGAAGCAGUAGUUUGUAGGAAGCAGUCAUUGUUCAAAUUUUCUGUGCUCCUGGAGAAGUGCAUAAUCACUUCUCAAUCCCUGUUGUUUGAAUCACUUAAUCUCUGUCUGCCUUGGUUUCCUCAGCUGUAAAGUAAGAGAUCAUCCUAUCUCAUAGGUUUCUGUGGAGAUCAAAUGAUAGAAUAUUUGUAAAUUGCCUAACAAACUCAAAGUGCUAAAUUAAAUAUUAUUGUUCUUGUUACUCUAUUGGGGAAGAGUUAUAACAGCUAAUGCUUAUACAGCAUUUUAAAGUUUUCACAGCACUUUAUAAUGAUUACAUUUUGUUUCUCAACAGUCCUAUAAAAUAUUACAUUUUGCAAAUGAGGAAACUAAAGUACAUAAUGCCAGGAAGUAUCUGAGGCAGGAUUUGAAUUUAAAUCUUCCUGACUCCAACUCUAGUAUUCUGAUCAUCCAGAUGUCAGCCCUCAGGGAGAUUAUAUUCUAAAGUUUGUUUUUCCCUUAUUAAAGCUUUUUUCAAAACUCAUGCAUGGAUGAUUUUUCA